AACAAAAACAAAGAUAGUCCUUGCUUCAAGGAGUUUACAAUCUACUGGAGUAAGACAAUGCAGAAAAACAAAAGGGAGAUGGGGAAGUGCAUGGUAUUAAACAGAUGAGGAGUUUAUAGUGUAGAGUAGACAUUCCUUUUUCUCAAAGAAGCUCAUCUUCAAGGAAGCAGAGGGAAAAAAUAAGAUGACAAUUACUAAUACUUUCAGAUAAUCUGUUAUUUUCAGAGGUUGGGCUCUCCUUCCAUGGAGUUGUUCAAUAUUAUCAUAAGACCUCAUGAUUGUUUGGCACUUUAAGGCUUACAAAAGGUUUUUAUCAUCACAGCUCUGUGUAUGCAAGUAUUUCUUCCAGGGCCUAUGAUUGGUUCAUGUGGGUCCUCCCUCUUCUGCCAAAGUCACAGCCUCUCUAAACCUAAGUAGGCCAUCUUAAUGAGUUACUAUAACCAAUUUUCUGAUGAUGAGCCUUCCUGAAGUGACCCAGGUUGGUUCUGGAAUGACAGACACAUACCCUGUCAUCACUACUUUUUUGAUAGGACUUGACAAAACGUUAACUCUAACAUAAACUUCAAAAAACCAGUGACACUUUCAUGCUAUAAUGAAUUGGACUUCAGUGAAAAAGGGCAAGUAUUAUUUUCUCAUUUUACAGAUGAGAAAAUUGAAACUUAAGAGAGGUAAAGUCCAAAGGUGCAUCACUGACAAGAGAUAAAGGUAGGGCUCAAACUCUGGUCUAAUGGCUAAAUCCAUUAUUCUUUUUACCAAUGUAAACAAACUAACCUUUAUUUACUUUUCAGUAACCUGUACAACAGAUAGUGUAAUGUUUGGCAACCACUCAGGAAUUCUGGAAUUGAAACUUCUUGGGUUUUCUGGCUCACAAGAUUUCCACCACAUGCUCUUUUCCAUAUUCUUCCUUCUUUACAUGGUGACUUUUAUUGGAAAUUCACUCAUUAUUGUUAUGGUAUGUAUGGACUAUCGUCUCCACUCUCCCAUGUAUUUCUUCCUUGGUAACAUCUCUGCUAUGGAGAUUUUAACCACAGCUAUUGUUAUCCCUACUAUGCUGGGAGGUUUGCUGACCACCCAAAUUCAGACAAUGUCCUUUGGUGCAUGUAUGGCUCAACUCUUCUUCUUACUUUCUGUGGGGACUUCAGAGUUUGUGUUGUUGGCAGCAAUGGCUGUAGACCAAUAUGUAGCUAUCUGUAAUCCCCUGAGGUAUAGUCUCAUCAUGAAUCACCAAGUCUGCCUCUGGGUGGUCAUUGGGUCCUGGGUAUUUGGGUUUCUGUUCCAAAUCUGGCCAAUUGUUGCAACAUAUCAUCUUUACUUCUGUGGGCCAAAUGUCCUGAAUCAUUUUUUCUGUGAGAGAGGCCAGCUUCUCAGACUCACUUGUGGUGACAGCAGAUUUCAGCAGUUCAUCCUCUUCCUGAUGGCAGCUUUCAUUCUUUUUGGUUCUUUGCUCCCAACCAUCAUUUCCUAUAUCUACAUCAUUUGUACCAUUCUGAGGAUUCCUUCUGCUUCUGGUCGGAAGAAGGCCUUUUCUACCUGUGCCUCCCACUUCACCAUGGUAAUGACAGGCUAUGGCACCUGCCUGUUUCUCUAUGUGAAGCCCAGGCAGUCUGAUGCAACUGAAUAUAACAAGAUGAUUUCCCUAAUGACCUCAGUUGUGACUCCAUUGCUGAACCCCUUCAUCUUUACUCUGAGGAAUGAUCAGUUCAAAGAGGUCUUGAGAGAUGCAGUAAAAUGGUUAAGUCACCUCUUGAAGAAGUAG
Vombatus ursinus (common wombat) is the source of this 1756-nucleotide messenger RNA. RefSeq names its product olfactory receptor 9A4-like. The record is from RefSeq and is a predicted model, not a curated record. Gene Ontology annotation, biological process: G protein-coupled receptor signaling pathway. Lineage: Eukaryota; Metazoa; Chordata; Mammalia; Diprotodontia; Vombatidae. Gene Ontology annotation, molecular function: G protein-coupled receptor activity; olfactory receptor activity. Gene Ontology annotation, cellular component: membrane.